Messenger RNA from Carcharodon carcharias (great white shark), 1081 nucleotides. RefSeq names its product O-sialoglycoprotein endopeptidase. Bases 152 to 1081 code for a protein of 309 amino acids. NCBI's taxonomy places the organism in Eukaryota, Metazoa, Chordata, Chondrichthyes, Lamniformes, Lamnidae. The record is from RefSeq and is a predicted model, not a curated record. Gene Ontology annotation, biological process: tRNA threonylcarbamoyladenosine modification. The transcript has 11 exons. Gene Ontology annotation, cellular component: EKC/KEOPS complex; cytoplasm.
GGACCGGAAACCCAUGGGGGAGACCGGGGGAAGUGGUGAGCCUGAAGGACCGGAAACCCGUGGGGGAAAGUAAAAGCGGCGGAACAGAAAUCGCCCGGGUCAAACGGUUCCCCCGGAAACAGGAAUUGCUGAGAGGAACUGGAGUUUUGCCAUGACGAUCGUUAUCGGAUUUGAGGGGAGUGCCAAUAAAAUUGGCGUUGGCAUCAUCAAGGAUGGGGUGGUGUUGUCCAACCCGAGAAGGACUUACAUUACACCACCCGGACAAGGUUUCCUCCCCAGGGACACAGCAAAACAUCACCAGGCCUGUGUUCUGGAUGUGACGAGUGAGGCGUUGGAUCUGGCAGGUAUCAAACCGCAGGAGAUUGAUUGUAUUGCUUACACAAAAGGCCCCGGGAUGGGAGCACCCCUGGUUUGUGUUGCAAUCGUUGCCCGAACAUUAUCCCAGCUUUGGAAGAAACCGCUCCUGGGGAUAAACCACUGUAUCGGACACAUCGAGAUGGGCCGUUUAAUCACAGGAGCGAUAAACCCGACAGUGCUGUAUGUCAGCGGAGGGAACACACAGGUGAUUGCAUACUCAGAACGCCGGUAUCGAAUUUUUGGUGAAACGAUAGAUAUCGCGGUUGGGAACUGUUUGGAUCGAUUUGCCCGUGUCCUGAAGAUCUCCAAUGAUCCAAGUCCCGGGUUCAACAUUGAACAAAUGGCUAAGAGGGAAGCUGCACACCGCAUGCUGGCUACUGGAGACUGCACACCUGAGGACCUCUGCUUCUCACUGCAGGAGACUGUGUUUGCCAUGUUAGUGGAGACGACAGAACGGGCAAUGGCCCAUUGUGGAUCAGAAGAAGUGCUGAUUGUCGGGGGGGUCGGAUGUAAUCUGCGCUUGCAGGAAAUGAUGGCAGCGAUGUGUGAGGCAAGAGGAGCCAAAAUCUUCGCUACAGAUGAAAGGUUCUGUAUCGAUAAUGGUGCUAUGAUAGCGCAGGCUGGAUGGGAGAUGUUCCGGGCAGGCCAUGUGACUGCGCUGGAGGAUUCGUGGAUCACACAGAGGUACAGGACAGAUGAGGUGGAGGUUACGUGCGGGAGUUAA